This is a messenger RNA of Dipodomys spectabilis (banner-tailed kangaroo rat), 837 nucleotides long. It is a transcript of the gene Ostc, whose product is annotated as oligosaccharyltransferase complex non-catalytic subunit. The record is from RefSeq and is a predicted model, not a curated record. The transcript is spliced from 4 exons. Lineage: Eukaryota; Metazoa; Chordata; Mammalia; Rodentia; Heteromyidae. The coding region runs from base 58 to 507 and encodes 149 amino acids. Gene Ontology annotation, cellular component: oligosaccharyltransferase complex.
GCGUGGGGGGGGGGGGGGGGGCCUGGAGGCCCGCCAGCUGGCCCUGCCGCCGCGAACAUGGAGGCCUUGUACCGGGUCCCGUUCUUGGUGCUCGAAUGUCCCAACCUGAAGCUGAAGAAGCCGCCCUGGGUGCAUAUGCCGUCGGCUAUGACGGUGUAUGCGCUGGUGGUCGUGUCCUACUUCCUCAUCACCGGAGGAAUAAUUUAUGAUGUUAUUGUUGAACCUCCAAGUGUUGGCUCUAUGACUGAUGAACAUGGACACCAGAGGCCUGUAGCCUUCUUGGCCUACAGAGUAAAUGGACAGUACAUUAUGGAAGGCCUUGCAUCCAGCUUCCUGUUUACAAUGGGAGGUUUAGGUUUCAUAAUCCUGGACCGAUCCAAUGCACCAAAUAUUCCCAAACUGAAUAGGUUCCUUCUGCUAUUCAUUGGAUUUGUCUGUGUCCUUUUGAGCUUUUUCAUGGCGCGGGUAUUCAUGAGAAUGAAACUGCCAGGCUAUCUGAUGGGAUAGGGUGCCUUUUGAGAAGAAAUCAGUGGACUCCAGACUUGCUCCUGUGAAUGAAUUUUGGAAGUCUGUACCAAUCCUCUAUGAAAUGUGGAAAGGAAUGGAGAACAGCAGGAAAAGAAGCCUGAGUGAAAACCUAGGAAGCACAUUAAAGCCCAUACUAGAAUUUCUUGGUAUCAGAGACAAGUUUAUCACAGUAUUUUUUUGCUGCUGAGCUGUGCUGAUAACCCAACCAUGUUAAGUGGCAUUUUCUUAGUUUUUCAUUUCUUAAAGGAAAAAAAAAAUACUCCACUUCUUAAACUAUAAUAUUGAAUAAAGUGAUUAUUUUUUACAGUC